GGGCUCCUGCAAGCUCCGUGUGCCUCCCCUGAGCUCCUCCAAGCUCCGUGUGGCUCCUCCAAGCUCCGUGUGCCUCCCCUGAGCUCCUCUGGGCUCCUCCGCCAUGGAGGGACACGAAGACAUCAUCGAGCAGCAGGUCGAGGAGCCGGUGGAGCAGAAGGAGACGAGGAGCCACGCCGCCUCCUCCUCCUCCUUCCCGGGCAGCGUCAGUCCGUCCGAGGGGGAGGAGCCGAGCAGCACCCAGUCCUCCCACAGACUGCUGGCCUACAGCGAUGCUCUCAUCUCCAUCAUCGCCACUGUCAUGAUUUUACCCGUCGCCCAUACAAAGGUGGAAGAUGACGAGGAGUUGAGACAAAGCGUUCAGCUCCUGCUCACCACAAAGAUCGCUGUUUACCUGAUGACCUUCCUGAUCGUGACUGUGGCGUGGGCGGCUCACAUCAGGUUAUUUCAGGUGAUUGUGCGCAUCGACGACUGCCUCGCCUUGUUGAACCUCGCCUGCAUGAUGGUGAUCACCUUUCUACCGUACACGUUUUCUUUAAUGGCGACGUUCCCCGAGAAGAUCCUGGGGAUUCUCCUGUUCUGUGCUUGUGUGAUGGUGACUGGCGUCCUUCAGUCGGUGAUCGUGUUGUACGCCUUCAGUCGCCCGUUCCUCCUGAACGAACAGAUCCAGAUCUCAGAGAACCGGACGUUCUAUAAGCACCACAUCCUCAAAGUCAUCAUGAGAGUUCCCCUCAUGUGCCUCUUCGCCAGCAUCUUCUCCGUCAUCUUCUUCCAGCUGUCCUACGUGCUGUUAGCCAUCGUCAUCUUCCUGCCUUACAUCUCCCGGGGUCUGAAGUGGUGUCGCAGCAAAGCAAUUGGUCCCGCGGACGAGUCUCCAGACUCCUUGAUGUUCUACACCUUCCUGCCUGAUGAACCGCUCACUAAAGAACGGGUGGAGGCUUUCAGUGACGGAGUUUACGCCAUCGUAGCAACGCUCCUCAUCUUGGACAUAUGCGAGGACAACGUUCCAGACCCGGCCGUUGUACGGGACCAGUUUGGCGGCAGCCUGGUAGCAGCUCUGCAGGCCUACGGUCCGGAGUACCUCGCCUACUUCGGCUCCUUUGCCACCGUCGGCCUCCUCUGGUUCGUCCACCACUCGCUCUUCCUCCACGUCACCAAGACAACGCGCUUCAUGGGCCUGCUGAACACCUUCUCACUGGCAUUUGUCGGAGGGUUACCGUUAGCCUACCAGCUAACGCAAGAAUUCUCGCCCAACUCCCGGAAUGAACUAGAAGCCAUUCAGAUCAGCUGUGUGAUUAUUUUCUUCGCAGGUAUUUUUCAGCUGACCAUUUGGGUGGCCGCUCUUUACAACGAGCGGGAAACUCUGCACCCGUACGUGCGGUACGGUGGACGGGAGCAUGCGUUCAUGCUAGCUAAACUAUCUCUGUACCCCUGCGUAGCGUUAGGGACAUUUUUCCUGACGUGUAUUCUAAGUAAAUUCAGCGCUUCAAUUUUCCACCUGAUGGAGAUCACGGUGCCUUUUGCCUUUCUCGUGUUGAGGCUGUUGGUGCGAGUCGGGCUCGCGCUAAUACGGCAGAUCUUCUCUCCCGAUAGGCCGGACCUGAGGAUUGUUGUAGAGGAGGACGUUGACGAGGCCAGAGUGCCGUUCAACACUGUAGUGGCAUAAACUAGCUUAAAGGGAAGUGGCGGCGCUGCGAGGCGUCACUGCUGAAACAGUUUGUUUCUGAAAGUGUUAGAAACGACCUCUCAUCAGGAGCCUGUUGGGGUUUGAAUCAGGAACAAAACGGAAAAUGGAUUCUUCUCUGUUUAGCAUUUAAAGUGGUUCAAAUCUUGAGAGGCGAUCGAUAAGAUGUGACCACAGGUGUUGAAGGUGAAAUAUGGACCUGUAGAGGUGAAGGUAACUCGUGGUGGAGCAGAGUAGUGAAGGAUCCUGACAGACAAAGCCUCUCCACUCAUUUAGUCCUUCUAACUGAAGAUACGCCAACGCCAUCAUCUCAAAGCAACCAAAGCCUUUUUCAAAUAACCCUCACUAAAGUUUCCAGCUUUGCUUUUAUCACUCAUCCAAAUCAGACAGUUUAAAAAGAUGGACGACGCGAAUCCAUUUCCUCCUCCUGUGCAAAAAUGAAGCCAAAAUAUCUCAGAUUCGGGCGUCGCCAUCUUGGAGUUCUGAUGUUAUUUGGAGUUUGCGCAGUAGUGAUCGUGGAGUGAGUCUCUGCCGUCAGUCAUGAUGUUCCACCCGUUUCGUUUUAACAUCAAAUUACUUAUUUAAAACAAACUUGAAGGAAUCUAUACUUGAACCGGCCACCAGGGGGGGGGCGAUCUAAAUGUUUUGGCUUUACUUUCAUUGUGCUGUCAUGUCGUCCAUCUUUAUUCACAGUCUUUGAGGAUGGCUGAUUCGGGGAAUGGCUUCAAAUCAUGUAGCUAGCACACACAUUUUUUUAAUUAUUCAACACAUGCCGGAACACACACAUUCAACGGUUCAGUUUCUGGGCCAGCUGCAGAAAUUCACACAUGAGCGCUGAGGGCAGAAGAACUUCUGAAUACUUUGCUCAAGGGCACGUUGGUUUUUCCAGACUUUGGCUCAAAUACUAGACUGAGUUCGGAUUGGGUUUAAGUCUGGAGCGUUGGGCACUUUAAACGUUACACUGAGCGGGUAGCGCCAUCUCCAAUUGCACUAUUCUCAAAAUAUAACUAUGUUAGCAACAGGAAUGUUAAUCUCACCUUUUCAAAUAUGUCCCCACAGAAAAGUAUUGAAAUGAGAAAACUGUGGGAUUAUGACGCAGGGCUGUUGUUGGUUUUAGUUUCAGACGUUCAGUUCUUGAAAACUUUAAAUGUUGCGUCAUUUCAGCGUAAGAUUAUUUAAAUCAUCGGAAAAAUGUAUGUUUCUGCUUGUGUGUCGAGGUUUCACCAGGAGGUGUCACUGUCGCGCGUCCUGAGCUACUGCUGCGAUGAUGUCACGCGCUUUGAUGUACUGAUGAGUUUUAUAUAUCGGCUCAAAUCUGAAAUGCACUUUAAUGGAAAUCUGUCACGUGAUGGAGGAGAGUUCGUUUUCUUCAGAGUUUGGACGAGUGACGAGAAGGAAACGUUGAAUUAUCAAUUUUUGUCGAAUGUGAUUAGACUGAAAACUGAUGUGUUUUUGUUUUUUAGCUCAGCUGCAGAUCAGCAGCAACUCUGGUUUGUUUUUAUGUAUCAAGCCUGGAUUCAUUUAGAUGAAGUACUUUUGUUUUCAGGACUUUAUGGAGGAACGUAAGCCAGAACUUGUCUGAUAUUUAUUGUGAAAGUCCAAAAUAAUGAACCCAAAAUGUCGUCAGUUUGACCUUUGAACGUAUACAUAUGACAUAAUGUAUUUAAAGCCAUAUUUUCAGAGUUUAGAGACAUAAAUCGUCUUUUGAGUCCCAACCGUAGCACUAUAAUCUUUUAUUUGUUGUAAUGAUCUUUCUCUUUGCUUGUUUGUUUGUUGAAUGAAAAGCUUAUUGAUAUUUUGCUGUUUGUGUAUCUCUUGUUUUUUAGUCAGCUUUGGUUUAAGUUUACAUAUCUAGCAUGAAUUAAUCAACAAUUCGAUCUAGGAAUUGAUGCAAGAAUUAUUUUUUUGUCAUCCAUCAGCCAUCGGCCGUGGGCAGCUUGCUUCAGGUCGUCCGUCCGUCCACAACGACGUCAUGUUACUGUUUCAGUUGUCAAAGGUUACCGUGACCUUUAUGAUAAGUUUGUAAAAAUAUACACACACGUAUACAACCACAGUGAUGUAAUUCUAGUUUUCUCUCGUCACUCCUCCAACAUUGUUCAGUGUUGAUUGACAGAUUUCUAUUGUCAAAGCAUCAAUGUCUAUUUAUUGUGUUAUUGCUUCACCAGUUCAAACUCUGAAUCUGCCUUUUCACACGUCUUUGUUUUGUGAAUAAAUCUGAAAUUGUUAAUUUUAACUCGAAA
This is a messenger RNA of Hippoglossus stenolepis (Pacific halibut), 3924 nucleotides long. RefSeq names its product transmembrane protein 175 (gene tmem175). Lineage: Eukaryota; Metazoa; Chordata; Actinopteri; Pleuronectiformes; Pleuronectidae. Bases 104 to 1666 code for a protein of 520 amino acids. Gene Ontology annotation, cellular component: lysosome; endosome. The transcript is spliced from 10 exons. The record is from RefSeq and is a predicted model, not a curated record. Gene Ontology annotation, molecular function: proton channel activity; potassium ion leak channel activity.